Molecule: messenger RNA, 1851 nt
Organism: Corticium candelabrum
Lineage: Eukaryota; Metazoa; Porifera; Homoscleromorpha; Homosclerophorida; Plakinidae
Product: tigger transposable element-derived protein 4-like
Exons: 1
Coding region: 250-1851 (533 amino acids)
Cellular component (GO): nucleus
Molecular function (GO): DNA binding
Source: RefSeq, a predicted model, not a curated record
AGUCCACAUAAGUCGAACUCGUGUAAGUCGAACUUCCGGAUAGCGCGAAGGAUUCUCUUGGUCCCGGUUGAAUGCCGAUCGAAGUAAUACAAAGAGUUCCUGGUAAGUCGAAUUUGCGUAAGUCGAAGUUUCACCUGUCUCGAUCAAUGCAGCAGACCCGUGCAUGAGAAAUGUCCGGGUAACUCGAAGAAAUGAUCACGUGACUGCGGCACGUGGUUGUGCUGUAUCAGACGUCGUCCGUGUCCAGACAUGUCGACAGAACAUACAUCAGAACGUUAUCGUUCGAGCUCUCGAAAGUUGGUAACGCUGUCGCUUAAGAGAAAGAUUGAGUUGAUACAGUGCGUUGAAAGUGGUGGAAAGAGAAAGAAAGAAAUUGCGAGCGACUUUGGAAUAGCGCCAAACACGCUGUCGACUAUACUUCGUGAUAAAGACAGAUACCAAAGGCUUUUCUAUGGAGGAAAGACGGACUUGAACAAGAAAAGAGCUCGAGGAGCUGUGCACGAGGACGUAGAUGAAGCGUUGCUAGCAUGGUUUACGUGUGCAAGAUCUGACAACGUGCCACUUAGCGGCCCCAUAUUGAUGGGGAAAGCUGAAGAGUUGGCGAAGAAGCUAGGGAAACCCGAUUGGUCUUGUAGUGUGGGGUGGCUGGACAGAUUCAAAAAACGCCAUUCCAUUGCAUGUAAGUCAAUGUCUGGGGAGAGAGCUGCAGUAGAUGAAGAAACUACAGAUUCAUGGAAAGCUGAGGUAUUGCAUUCAAUACUUUCAAAAUAUCAUCCAAGAGAUGUGUUCAAUGCUGAUGAGACUGGGAUAUUUUGGAGACUCCUGCCUGACAAGACACUAGCCUUUAGACACGAGAAAUGUCAUGGUGGAAAAAAAUCAAAAGAAAGAGUAACAGCUAUGGUAUGCGCGAACAUGGAUGGCACAGAAAAGAUGCCUUUGUUGGUAAUUGAAAAAUUCAAAAAUCCAAGGUGUUUUAAAAGAAUCAGGAAACUUCCCGUUGACUAUGAAGCAAAUAAGCGUGCCUGGAUGACAAGGGAACUGUUCAUUAAAUGGGUGAGACCGUUUGAUGCGAGAAUGAGUAAAGCCAAGAGAAAGGUGUUGCUGGUUGUUGACAACUGUAGCUCACAUAUCAACAUACCUGAUUUGAAAGCCACAGAGUUUCUGUUUCUGCCUCCAAAUGCCACUGCCAAACUUCAACCAUGUGAUUGUGGAAUCAUAAAGAACUUUAAGAGCCACUAUAGAUCUUUAAUGCUUCGCAAGCUGUUACAGCAUAUUGAAUCAGGAAUGAGACCAGGAGAGUUUUCCAUUAAUCUUUUGGAUUCUGUGAUGCUUUUAGAACAGGCUUGGAACUUAGUCACAAUGACCACUGUGAAGAACUGUUUUAGGAAAGCGGGAUUCUACACAGAUGAUAAUUCAGAUGUGGAAACAGAGGAUGCAAAUAUCAGACCUCUUGUAAGAGAGCUUAUUGACCGAGGUGUCAUAGAUGCUUCACUUACUGAAGAUGAGUUUAUUGAAGUUGAUUCGGAGUUGUCAGUAUCACCUGGAUUGCCAACAGCAUCCGAAAUCAUCGGCAGUCUUCAGAGUUCGGAAAAAACUGGCAACCCUCUCCAUAUUGAAUCAGAAGAGGAUGACUGUGGUGACGAACUACCACCAGUUAGCCACUAUGAAGCUAGCAAUUGCCUGCAAAAACUGCGGGUUUUUGUUGCACAAAGAGAUGGUGAUUCCGACUUACUAGAGAAGCUAAACAAAUUAGAGAGACAGAUUGAUGUCUUUGCUAUGGAGAACCGAUUUCAGCCAACUCUAGAGUCUUUUUUCAGUGCAAGUACUGUAGGUAGGAGUGGCUGUAUGUAA